GCAUAGGUGUCGCUCAAAAUUUUGUAAAGGCUGCUUCAAAAUUCUUUGUGCAAAAUCCAAACACGUAGUAACGUAAACCAUGGACAUCCGGCCAAACCACACAAUUUACAUCAACAACUUAAACGAGAAAAUUAAGAAAGAUGAGUUGAAGAAAUCACUGUACGCCAUCUUCUCACAGUUUGGACAAAUCUUGGACAUCGUAGCGCUGAAAACAUUAAGAAUGCGAGGUCAAGCUUUCGUGAUCUUCAAGGAAAUCAGCAGUGCUACCAAUGCUAUGAGGUCCAUGCAAGGAUUUCCCUUUUAUGAUAAACCUAUGCGCAUCUCCUACUCCAAGGUUGACUCAGACCUGAUUGCCAGGAUGAAAGGGACUUUUGUUGAGCGGCCCAAGAAGAAGAAACCAGCUCCGGUUGAAGAAGAAGCACCUGACAAGAAAAAGAAGAAACAGAGAGUACAGCAACAGAAACAAGCUCCUGCCGUCAAUAUGCCAACUCCUGCUGUACAACAGCCACCAGCUCCUGUUGCUCCAGCUCAACAAGCCCCAGCACAGCCAACCACGAUGCCUGAACAACCACCCAACCAGAUUCUGUUCUUGACGAACCUACCCGAGGAGACGAACGAAAUGAUGUUGUCUAUGUUGUUCAAUCAAUUCCCUGGGUUCAAGGAGGUGCGUCUGGUGCCCGGUCGCCACGACAUUGCGUUUGUCGAGUUCGAGAACGAGGGACAGUCACAUGCUGCCAAGGAAGCACUGCAGGGAUUCAAGAUCACUCCACAGAAUGCUAUGAAGAUCUCGUUCGCCAAGAAAUAGUUGGUUAACAUGGUGGUAUAGAAAGGGUAGAACAAUAUUCGGUCACGUUGUCUGGGACCAUCUCAAAUAUGCUUCAGCUACUAAGACUAAACAUGUUGGAAAAUUUAAAAUUGUAGAUUUUGCAACUAAUGUUUUGUUACCUCAACUCAAGUAAAUUUGAAGUGGUCCCUAAGAAAUACAGUCUUCAUGUUGUGUGAGGGUCCCCUUUUGCUGUUUACAUGAAAGUUCUUAGCGAGAAACUGAAAGACAGGUUGUGCAUAUAAGAAUUUGACAUUGAUUUACCUCUCAAAUACUUCACUCCAGGACAUUCCUAGGGGUGUAUACAAAACCAAGACCUAAGACAU
Messenger RNA from Lineus longissimus, 1149 nucleotides. Its product is annotated as U1 small nuclear ribonucleoprotein A-like. Bases 80 to 805 code for a protein of 241 amino acids. The transcript has 7 exons. Gene Ontology annotation, cellular component: U1 snRNP. Gene Ontology annotation, biological process: mRNA splicing, via spliceosome. Lineage: Eukaryota; Metazoa; Nemertea; Pilidiophora; Heteronemertea; Lineidae. The record is from RefSeq and is a predicted model, not a curated record. Gene Ontology annotation, molecular function: U1 snRNA binding.